Molecule: messenger RNA, 2088 nt
Organism: Aspergillus puulaauensis
Lineage: Eukaryota; Fungi; Ascomycota; Eurotiomycetes; Eurotiales; Aspergillaceae
Gene: cprA
Product: NADPH--hemoprotein reductase cprA
Exons: 2
Coding region: 1-2088 (695 amino acids)
Cellular component (GO): cytosol
Molecular function (GO): flavin adenine dinucleotide binding; NADPH-hemoprotein reductase activity; FMN binding
Source: RefSeq, a predicted model, not a curated record
AUGGCUCAACUCGACACUCUCGAUGUGGUCGUCCUCGCGGUGCUCCUGGCUGGUAGCGUUGCCUACUUCACCAAGGGCACGUUCUGGGCCGUCGCCAAAGAUCCUUAUGCCUCCUCCGGAUCAGCCAUGAACGGCGCGGCAAAGGCCGGAAAGUCUAGAGACAUCGUUGAGAAGAUGGACGAAACUGGCAAGAACUGUGUUAUUUUCUACGGAUCUCAAACUGGAACAGCGGAGGACUACGCCUCGAGGCUGGCGAAAGAAGGAUCUCAACGGUUCGGUCUCAAGACUAUGGUGGCUGAUCUCGAAGAGUACGACUACGAGAACUUGGACAAAUUCCCGGACGACAAGGUUGCGUUUUUCGUUUUGGCCACCUAUGGAGAGGGUGAGCCUACCGAUAACGCUGUCGAAUUCUACCAGUUCCUCACCGGCGAAGACGUGAGCUUUGAAGGUGGCGGUUCCGCCGAGGACCAGCCACUGUCGGCCCUCAAGUAUGUCGUUUUCGGUCUGGGUAACAACACAUAUGAACACUACAACGCCAUGGUUCGUCAGGUUGACACUGCUUUCACGAAGCUCGGUGCUCAACGUAUUGGGUCUGCUGGUGAGGGUGACGAUGGUGCCGGUACAAUGGAAGAAGACUUUUUGGCAUGGAAGGAACCCAUGUGGGCUGCGCUCUCUGAGUCUAUGGGCCUGCAGGAGCGCGAUGCCUCCUACGAGCCGGUUUUCAACGUUACCGAAGAUGACUCUUUGACCCCAGAGGACACCUCCGUUUACCUCGGUGAACCUACCAAGGGACAUCUUGACGGUGAAGCAAAGGGCCCCUUUUCUGCGCACAACCCCUACGUCGCACCUAUUGUCGAGUCUCGCGAGCUGUUUACUGUCAAGGACCGCAACUGCUUGCAUAUGGAAAUCAGUAUUGCUGGAAGCGGCCUCUCGUACCAGACUGGUGACCACAUUGCGGUGUGGCCCACUAACGCAGGUGCCGAAGUGGAUCGAUUCCUUAACGUAUUCGGUCUCGAGGAGAAGCGCGACUCGGUUAUUAGUAUCAAGGGCAUUGAUGUUACCGCAAAGGUCCCUAUCCCGACCCCUACUACAUAUGAUGCCGCCGUUCGUUACUACAUGGAAGUCUGUGCUCCGGUUUCUCGUCAAUUCGUCGCGACCCUCGGUGCCUUCGCCCCUGAUGAGGAGAGCAAGGCGGAAAUUGUGCGUCUCGGUGGUGAUAAGGAUUACUUCCACGAGAAGAUCACCAACAAGUGUUUCAACAUCGCCCAGGCCUUGCAGAGCAUUACCUCCAAGCCCUUCACCAACGUUCCGUUCUCCCUGCUCAUUGAGGGUCUUAACAAGAUCCAGCCCCGUUACUACUCGAUCUCCUCCUCGUCCCUUGUCCAGAAGGACAAGAUCAGUAUUACUGCUGUUGUGGAGUCUGUGCGUUUGCCCGGUGCUACCCAUGUCGUCAAGGGUGUCACCACGAACUACCUCUUUGCUCUGAAGCAGAAGCAAAAUGGUGACCCAUCGCCUGAUCCCCACGGUCAGACUUACGCCAUCACCGGUCCACGCAACAAGUACGAUGGAAUCCAUGUCCCAGUUCACGUCCGUCACUCCAACUUCAAGCUGCCUUCUGAUCCCUCGAGACCCAUUAUUAUGAUUGGUCCCGGCACUGGUGUCGCUCCUUUCCGUGGGUUCAUUCAGGAACGUGCUGCUUUGGCUGCUAGGGGCGAGAAGGUUGGCCCUGCUGUUCUGUUCUUUGGCUGCCGCAACCGUGAUGAGGAUUUCCUCUAUCAGGAUGAAUGGAAGACUUUCCAGGACCAGCUUGGUGACAACUUGAAGUUCAUCACUGCAUUCUCCCGUGAAUCAUCGAAGAAGGUUUAUGUCCAGCACAGACUCCGCGAACAUGCUGAGCUUGUCAGCGACCUGCUCAAGCAAAAGGCGACGUUCUACGUUUGCGGCGAUGCUGCGAACAUGGCUCGUGAGGUCAACCUUGUGCUUGGUCAAAUCAUUGCGAACCAGCGUGGUCUUCCUGCUGAGAAGGGAGAGGAGAUGGUGAAGCAUAUGCGGAGUAGUGGUAGUUACCAAGAGGACGUCUGGUCAUGA